Candidula unifasciata is the source of this 1072-nucleotide messenger RNA. NCBI's taxonomy places the organism in Eukaryota, Metazoa, Mollusca, Gastropoda, Stylommatophora, Geomitridae. The record is from the annotation of a GenBank genome assembly.
AUGUUUAGUUCCAGGACUAUAACGCUGAUUCUGGCAACUAGUGAUGCCUUUGUUUCUCUGAGGUUCUUGACAUUUUGGAACCCUCGAGGUCGAGGGAGCAACGGUCACUGCUGCGACGGGAAAUUUUUCUUCUGUGGAUCUCAGUGUGACCACAGCUUUACUAUAUGCCUUGAUCGUGCAGAUGGGGUUGCAGACAGUGUCAGUUACUGCUCCUAUGGAAAAACAGUGUCCAGAGAGAUCGCAAACGCCAACCACAUCACGUUUGGUGAUAGGAUAGGCGUGAUUGCCAACCCUGUUGUGUUCAGGAUAAAUAGCUGGCCGGGACGUGCUCGAUUAAAGAUUCAUGUCGUUGACGUCGAUGAGCACACUUUUGAUGACGAUGUUGACUUCCUGCAAACAGUUAUGACCCUGUCACCCGUGGACGGUCGCAGUAGAGUUCAUUUUACGCUAAAGAACAGAGUACAACUAGCUAUUGACGCUCAAAUCUACUGCGGACAUCACUACUAUGGUAGUUCGUGUUCCCAGUACUGUGCUCCUAGGGAUGACUUUGUGGGACAUUACACUUGCGAUCCUCAAUAUGGAACUAAAAUAUGUUUAACUGGUUAUACUGGUGACACCUGCAGCGUUAACGUUGAUGAUUGUCUCCCUUCUCCUUGUCACAAUGGUGCAAUUUGCCAUGAUCUUGUCGACGAUUUCCUAUGUAGUUGUCCAGAUGGUUUUACUGGAAAACUCUGUGACGAAGACAUUAAUGAGUGCCAGCUUAGCCCCUGCAAGAACAAUGGAACAUGCGUGAACACUGAUGGUGGACACCACUGCGAUUGUUUGCUGGGUUUCCAUGGCAAUGAUUGCUCAUUGGAUGUUGAUGAGUGUAAUCAAUAUCCAUGCAAGAAUGACGGCGUCUGCACAAAUGUUCAUGGCGGAUACAUCAAAAUAUAUUUUUGUUCCACAGGAUACAACUGUGAACACAACAUUAAUGAGUGCCUGGAGGAAAUUUGCAAAAAUGGUGGUACAUGCACUGACCUUGAAGGACAUUUUGAAUGUACCUGCACAGAAUUUUGGGAAGGAAAGACCU